Homarus americanus (American lobster) is the source of this 1815-nucleotide messenger RNA. RefSeq names its product angiomotin-like. Lineage: Eukaryota; Metazoa; Arthropoda; Malacostraca; Decapoda; Nephropidae. The coding region runs from base 42 to 1706 and encodes 554 amino acids. The transcript has a single exon. The record is from RefSeq and is a predicted model, not a curated record.
CUGCUGCAGCUGCUGCAGCAGCUCCUGAUGUCAACAUCAUAAUGGGAGCCAGUUCACACCCACAGGCACAUGCUUCUCUAUCUUAUGCUGCAGCUCAUGUACAGCAUGGACAUUACCAAGCACCAACAGCUGUGUCUUAUGCAGCUUCCCCUUCACAUGGGGUACCUGAACCUGUUAAACCAACCCCAGAAGUAGAGAGGGCUACUGCAGCAUUCAUGGCUGCUUGGAAUAGAGCUGCUGCACAGGCAACUCAUAUUCAACAAACCCUGGUUAAAACCUCACCCUCUGGUGCCUAUUCAAUUGAAAUUCCCAGGCAAGUACAAGCAACAGAAGAGGUUAGGAGAGCAACCGCUGAAUUUAUGGAAGCAUGGAAUGCAGCUGCAAGACGUGCACCUGUUGUUCAACAAGCUGUUUCAUAUGUGCCACAGCAGGUACAACAAACUGCUGACGUCCAAGCAGCAACUGCUAGUUUUAUGGCUGCCUGGGAAGCUGCUGCUCAACGAGCUUCAACUCUUAGGCAGGCAGUGACUUACUCUGCUGUUCCCCAACAGGUAGAGGCUACUGAAGAAGUCAAAAGAGCAACAGAAGAAUUCAUGGAAGCUUGGAGAGAAGCCGCAUCACGAGUUCCUACCAUUCAGACCACCCUAUACCAGGUUACAGGUACUACACCAUCCACUGCCGUCCCAGUAAUUGUUGGUGGUGUUCCCCAGUUCACUCCCGAAGUUGCUCACGCCACAGCCGAAUUCACUAAGGCUUGGAAUGCUGCUGCUGCAGCUGCUGCAGCAGCUCCUGACGUCAACAUCAUUAUGGGAACCGGUACACAACCUCAAGCACAUACUUCUGUAUCUUAUGCUGCAGCUCCUGUACAGCAUGUGCAUUACCAAGCACCAGCAGCUGUGUCUUAUGCAGCUGCCCAUUCACAUGGGGUACCUCAACCUGUUAAACCAACCCCAGAAGUAGAGAGGGCUACUGCAGCUUUCAUGGCUGCUUGGAAUGCAGCUGCUGAGCAAGCAACAAAAUUGAAGGCAACCUUAGUGAAGACUGAUCAUGCUAUACAGCCUCCUCGUCAAGUUCAAGAGACAAAUGCUGUUAGGCAAGCCACAGAAAAAUUCAUGUCAACAUGGAAUGCUGCUGCACGACGUGCAAAUAUUGUUGAGCAAGCUAUCUCUACUCUACCUCAACAAGUUGAAGCUACUCUUGAUGUUAAAAAAGCUACCGCUGAAUUUAUGUCAGCAUGGCAUGCUGCUGCAGAGCGAGCAUCAACCAUCAGAGACACUGUAACAACCACGACACAGUACUCGGUUCCCCAACAAGUAAAACCCACAAGUGCAGUCCAAAAAGCAACAUCUGAAUUUAUGGCUUUGUGGAAUGAGGCAGCAGAUCGGGUUCCACAGAUCGAGACAACCUUAUACACUCUCUCUGGAACUACAGCCCUUGAUCCAGCCCGUUCCCCACAACCCGUGUCUGACACACCUGAAGUAAAAGCAGCCAAGGAAGCUUUCAUGGUACAAUUUCGUGCUGCUGAGAGGGCAGCCGGUCGUACCUCAGUUGUCCGUGGUCUUCUUCCAGUCCCCACCGUGCUAGCUGCAGCCCCUGUCCAUCAUCUGGCAUACAGCGGUGGCGCCCUACAUCAAACUUUCUCCCUAAGUGACCGCAUCUUUGCUCCUUUCUCUGGUCUCCCCAUAUAUGUGAAGGACUGUGUUUAAAUUACAAACUUGCUCUUUUGUUAGACUUUCAUUCUUACACAAGUUUAUAUUAUAAUGUUGUAUCCUUUCUUAAAAAUGUAUAUGUAAAUAAAGAAUGCAAGAUUGGAAA